UUGAUGACGUCAGCGACGCGGGUUAAUCGGGCGCGGCUUAGUCGAGCGCGGUUUUGACGGGUCACGGGUAGCAGUAUUAUAAUAAGAGCUGUUGUUCUUACAGCGCUAUUGCUUCUUUCUAUCAUGCUUCACAAGUGUCUUAAAAACUGUACUUCAAUCUUCUCCAAUCUUCUGCACCUUUCAGAGGUGUGGGACAUAAAUCAUUCUUGUUUUCUAGCCAGUGCUGUUACUGAAUAUUCUGUCUGUGAGUGUUGGGAGUUGUAGUUCUAUCGCACCUGGAGGGCCUGGGGUUGGGGGAGGGUUGUGGUACAACAUGGGUGGACAUGUGCUUCUUUACAACAGUCCCUUUAACUCCAAUUUCCUAGCACUAUAGGAUUGCUCUCAACCUCCACCCCACCAUCUUGCAUUCACAUCUUGUUGGUUAUGCCCUUAUUUCAAGGAGCUAAAGAGAAAUCCAGCCCCACUGAGGGACAAACCCCCCUCCCUUCUUCUUCUUUUCCAUAUUUUUAAAGUUUCCCCCAUUGCUUCUUGGGAAAUCCCCCUGCCCACCCCCCUUCCCAAGGUCCCACUUUGGGGGGGUCCCUGCCCACCAACCCUUUUGCCUUGUGUAACAUACUUUCUCUUCUACCCUAGUGAAAGACAAAGAGGAUACACAGGUGGAUUCUGAGGCCAGGCCCAUGAAGGAUGAGACCUUUGGAGAAUACAGUGACAAUGAGGAGAAACCGUUCACCAGCAGCCAACCGUCCUUGAAUGGUGACAUCAAGGCUCUGGGGAGUGACGAUAGCUUGGCAGAUUAUGGGGGCAGCGUGGACGUCCAGUUCAAUGAGGACGGCUCCUUCAUUGGCCAGUACAGUGGCCAAAAAGGCAAAGAAGGAGGCGGAAACGACAGCUCUGGCGCUACCAGUCCUACCAAUGUGGUCACUGCCCUAGAAUAAGCGGAGGGCGGUUUCCCAAAGGAUUCCCCAGCCCCCCCAGUCCUGGAGAAGAGGAUUUCCCUGUGGAUUGCUGGGGGGCAGGGGAGGUGAGCACAGGGUUAAUCACCUCACCCAGGCAAAGAAUCAAAGAAUCAAUGUUCUUCGAAUGGAAAUAGUAAUUGGUGGAAUCUACCCUUUGUUUACUGGCUAACCCCACCCCCCAAAAAAAAAACUAAUCAGGGAGGGUUAGGAAAAUCAGGGGAUUCCUCAAAUAAUCCACCUAAAAAGUAUCUCAUUUCCACACCUUCCCCCUCAACCAGUUAUCCUUCAGCCAAACUAUGUCCAUGUUUUGUGUGGUGGGGAGAGAAGGGGAAGGGAGGGAGAAGGGGAGGGGCAUAUGACAUGAUCCAAGGGAUGAGCUUAUUGGUGAAGCCCAGGGCUUCACAAGAGGGGAGGGAAUCAAGGUUCAAAAUUGCCAAAAAGAGCAGAUGACACACACACACACACACACACACCCCUCUCAAGAUCCUCAAAAUGUUCAUUCUUUGUUCUCGUUGAAGAAGGGGAUGUUAGAUGGUGCUGCAAUGUCUAAUCCCAAACCCAGAUCAGGACGGGAGACAAAAGAGAAGGCCUGAAAGAAUUGGGAACCGAAAAACGGGGAAUCCUUUCUCCGCCUGUGGGAGAAAGGGUGGUUAAGAAAGAACUAGAAGCCAGAAGUCUGUGGCUAUGCAAAAGGAAGGAAUACCAACGGGCUGAAAGUCAGAAAGAGUCUGGGUCUUUCAAUUUUGCCAUUUGGCCACCUUCUCAAGGAUUCAGCUAAGGGUGGUCUCCUGAUGCCUCUCUUAGAAGGGAAGGGAUGCUCCAGCCAAAUCUUCUGAUUGCCUCUCUGCUGAUCUGUCACUCUUUCUUCCCUCGUUUUUUUCUAAAUCAGGCCUUGCUAAGGCAGCAGUUCUCUCAAAAUUGUGGCUUUCAAAGUUUUUACCUUGAGGAAAGCCUUUCCAUGUCUGCUCACCCAUUAAGAUAUCCCCAUAUAUUUUUUUCCUGCCAUGGAAACUGAGACCUAUUUUGCAUUCACGAAAGCCAUGGGCCAGUUGGUUCUAUUGAACGUCCUCUUUGCUUCACCUAAAUUGAUUCUUUACCUGCCAUUAAAGUAGUACCUGUUUACCAUAAGCCCUACAAGAGCCUCUGAUCAAUUGCCAAGAGAUCUCAAGGUAGCCUAGAAAGACAGUUUGAGAACUCCUGCCAGAACGGGGUCUCCUGGUGCUGAAGAGCCCACUUAGAAGAAUCCCUUUGUCCUUUCUGUUCAUUGUUAAUUCACAUUCCCUCUUUCAUGGGUUGAUCAACAGCCAGUUCUUUACACUGGGCCAAAUCCCACCAUUCGACAACCUCCUCUUCCCUCUGUCUUAACUCCAACUCUCCUCUCAAACAGCAGGAAAGAAAAAAAAUACCCCAAGACCCUCCCUGCUUCUUGAAUGCAUCUCACGCAGCUGCCUUGCGACACACUCUCGUCUUUCAAAAGUGGCUUCUUGUUCACUGAAUCAACCCUUAACCCCCCAUUUCCACCUCUGUCUAUUGUAACGAUGACUAUUUUUUCUCUUGCUUGUCGGGGAUGAAAUGAAUCCUUGCUUUUUUUGCAUACAAAGUUUUUUAAGAUAAUAAUAAAAAAUAAUAAAAGUACUCUGGUGUUUUUGAGCGGCCCUACACGAAAUCGUUCCUUGCCUUUUCCCCCUCUCUGUAAAUAUCCCCCAACCCCUUGUGCUUGAGUUUGUUUUAGAUGUCUUAGGACUGGUGUUUUUGAAGUCUUUUAGUGGGUCUAUUAAGGUGGCUUGGAAUUAAAAAGAGAAAAAAAAAUGGAAAAAAAAAAGUAUUUUAAACAGUCCUCUUUCUCCUGAAAUGUGAUGCCAUUUGCACCCACCCAUCCUCCCUGCCCUGUGUAUUCUUCUCUUUUGUCAGGCCUGUUGCGAUCUAACUUUCUCUCUCGAUAGCUUUUUAUAUAUAUAUAAAUAUGUAUAUAUAUAAACAGAAUUAUAAAAUGAUAAAUAAAU
Molecule: messenger RNA, 2959 nt
Organism: Thamnophis sirtalis
Lineage: Eukaryota; Metazoa; Chordata; Lepidosauria; Squamata; Natricidae
Source: RefSeq, a predicted model, not a curated record